AUGCCACAGCGCGACCGGGCCGACCGCCCGCGGCUCGUGUACAAGGAGUCGCUCAUCCUCGGCGUCGGCGUCGGCCUCUUCGUGCAAGAGAGCGUGGGCGCAGGCGAAGUCGUGGCGCUACCCGCCUUAACGCAGCCGGUCGAGGAGCCCAAGUCGCUCGCCGCCAGCGUGGUCGCGGCGCCGCCCGUCGAGGUCCGCGAGUCGCUGAUCGCAGGCGUUGGGCUAGGCCUCUUUGCAGUGACCGAUCUCGUGCCCGGCGAUGUUGUCUCUGUGCCUAGCGCCAAAGCCUCGGCGCCCAUGCGAACGUCCGCCACGACCAAGCGGGCAGGCAAGCGACGGCUCUUGACGCUGGACGACGCCGAUCAGCGUCGCAAGCAUGGCGCUCCGACGAUCGUAGUGCGUGAAAGCUUGAUUGCGGGCGUGGGCUUGGGCGCGUUCGCAGCCGACGAUUUUGAGCCGGGCGACGUCCUCGGGGCCCUGGACGAGGCCAAGGACUCGUGGAACGAACCGUUCGAGACUUUAUUUUCGACGGCCCCUGCCCCCGCCGGCGCCCCUGUCCUCGACGACUGGACACACUUGGUGUCCGCGCCUGAGAUGCAGUCGGCCCACCGCGCGAUGCUGUGUCGGAACCCGGCUGUGCCCGACCAUGGGUGGCUGCGGCUCACGAAGAAGCAGCUGAUGCUGCUGCUCGAGAACGACGACGACGACACGAUCUUGAACGUGCCGCUGUCCAUCAAGAGCCUCGCCCUACGCCUCCGUAGCGAUAAGACGUUGUAA
Saprolegnia diclina VS20 is the source of this 777-nucleotide messenger RNA. RefSeq lists its product as hypothetical. The transcript has 2 exons. The record is from RefSeq and is a predicted model, not a curated record. Lineage: Eukaryota; Oomycota; Saprolegniomycetes; Saprolegniales; Saprolegniaceae. Bases 1 to 777 code for a protein of 258 amino acids.